GAGGUCCGUGAAGGCAGCGGGGCGGCAGCAGCGUGUUUCGGUCCUGUGACAGCGCUAACGGACGCAUAUCGGGACGCUCACCGGGACAGGUAACGCGCACGGACUCAUUGAUCGGUUACUACCAGCCUGGAGCUUUGAUCUUUUACCAGCUAACACAGAGGGUGCUAGCCCGUUAGCCUGUUAGCCUGUUAGCCUGAGAUGAGGAGGAAUUUCCGGCGAGUGGGCGGUUUGAGAAAAACACGAAAACUUGAAUCUGCGGACCAGUGACGCUUCAUGGGGGCUUUAUCUCUCCGUAACAGAAAGUGAAAGCAGCUGCUGUCUGUCCGUUGAGGAGCUGAUGGAAGCUCGGCAGAUGUGCUCCUGCUGUCAUGACCGCUCUCAUCUGGAUGCUCUCGUGGCUGCCUCUGAUCCUGCCAGCUGUAGGUAUCCUCCCAAAGCCCGUCAACGUCUCCCUGACAUCACUCAACUUCAGUUAUAUACUGAAAUGGCAGGCGGGACCAGGCACACCUCCAGGGGUCUACUAUAACGUCGAAUACACAACUGACAGAAAACAUAGCUGGAACCCGGUGGCCGGCUGUGAGCGCGUGCAGAAGCCUCUGGUUUGUAACUUGACGGCGGCGUUCUCCGUCCUAACGGAGAGGUACUUAACAAGGGUUGGAGCUCAGCUGGGAGGCCAGGUCUUUGGAGAACCGGUCAUAUUCACACCCAUCGAACACCUGAGUCUGCCGCUGCUUAGCGUGGCGCCCAGCGACAGAAGCCUGAGCGUGGAUCUUCACCCUCCGCUGGAGCGCCUCAGGAAGAGCUACGACAUUCUCCAUUACGAGCUCCAGAUCAGCAGCAGCAACCUGGAUAAGCCGGAGGUCAUCAAGAUGCGCUCUCUGAAGAGCUAUAAGUGGGAUCGUUUGGAGCCCGGCAGGCGCCUGCCUCAAUGUGCUACAAUACCAGCCAUCUUCUCUCCAGACCCGCUGAUCUCGGGCAUCUUGUGCUCGUUCGUGAUCAUCAUCGUGUUCUGCAUCUUCCUGCUGAUCGUGACUGGGUUCAUCUGUCUGAGACGGAGGCUGCUGCCGUCGGUUCUGACAACCAUCCAUCACCUGGAGGAGGCGGGGCUCCACGAUCCCUAUAUCAUCUCCCCCCUGAACGUUGAGCAGACGGCGCCCUCUGCAGGCAAAAAGGGAAGCAGCUGCUCCUCCUCGGACGAGAGCGAUGACGAGGGUGAGACGGAGAGCAUGAGCGCCAGCACAGGAGGGGCGUACACACAGCGGGCGGGCACGAACCUCCUCUCCUCUUCAUCCUCUUCAUCAUCAUCUCUGACUCAGCCCAAACCGCCGCCUCUUCCCUCCUCCAAUCAGGAGCCGUACUCUCAGCGGGACGCCCUGAUUUCAACAGGAAGUCCUUCCAGAGCUGGGCUGGAGCUGAGGAUGGGCUGUGGAGGAAGACCUGAGGAGGAAGAGGAGAAGGAUGUGAACCUCUUCACAUUAACUUUCAGCAGGGUGGAACAGGAGGAGGAGGAAGAGGAGAAGGAUGUGAACCUCCUCACAUUAACUUUCGGCAGGGUGGAACAGGAGGAAGAGGAGGAGAAAAAAUCAGACUUCAUUGUGGAGGAGGUGGCGUUUGACUCAGUGCUCGCCGAGGAGGGCGCCACAGAAACUGUUCAUGAUGAAGAGGAGGAGGAGGAGGAGGUCUGUGGAUACAUGGGGCGCUCGGGUAUCUGACAGAGCUCUUUAAGGUGCCUGGUUAUCAGGUCCACGUCUGGGUUCAUGUGGGCCAGAGUUUGAAAUGUUUUCAUUUUCCCUCCACCAGCAGCAGAGCAGAUGUCGGCCAUUUUUAUUCUCGCCUCUUUGCUGAUAUUUUUUAUUUGAAUCUGUCAUUCAGACGGCUGAAGUCCAGAGAUCGUCUCAUUGUUUCAAGUUUUAUUAAUAAGGGUGAGUUACCCACUGAUGCAGGAGGUCGAGGACGUCCGUCCCUGCUGCGUCUCUGGAGAUGGCGACUCAGCCACCUCUAAAAGGCUAACGUAAGGUUUGCGUCCGGUCUCCGCGGUGAGCAGCUAGAGGACGUCCCGUUUUAGGGAGGCGAUCUAUCUAAAUCUCAUGUUCCUGUUAGACUUGAAGUUUUCUGUGGAAUUUGAAACAUGUGAGAACAGCACUGUAAUAAUGUUGAGGCCAGUUCUGAGCAGGUUUAUUUUUAUCUCUUAUUUUAAAUAAAAACCAGUUUGUUAGUUUUGUCAGUGACGGACACACAGCUGUGUUUGUUGGGCAUUCCCAAAGUCCGUCACAUUAUCAUCCCAGUGCCCGAGUCGAACUCUAACCCAGACCGAGUCUGAACAAAAUGUUUCAUAUUCAGCCGUGCUUUGGAUUAUUACUCAUGUUUGCACCAUGUGAUUAAAGCAGAGUAAGAAGGCAGUUAAAGAGCCACUUUGUUCACCUGUGGGGGGGAUGGUGGGGAACAGGGAGGCUUGGCUUUACAACGAAAAAGACCUGCAGCGACACCUGGUGGACUUGCUUCAGUAUGACAUGCAUAAUGACCCGGGCGUCUUCUGGAUCGACUUCUUCCCCUUUGGACAAUAACGUCUCUCACCUGCAGACUUUGUCCAUCAGCACUGAAACUCUGACAUUUGUAAAUGUUUGGUUACUGUGAUGUGUCUGUGUUGGAGAGCUGCUGCUCUGAGCACUGAUUGUGUAACCAGCUCCGUUAGUUUUAGUUUUUAUUCUUGUUGGUGACAGUAAAACAAACUGAAGCACAACAGAAAAACAGAAUCGUAACAAACUGAAGUCAUUUCCUGUAUGUUUCAUGUCAGUGACGAUUAGUUUCUGUUUCCUGUAAGGACCUCUGUAAUCAGUGAUGUAGAGCUGAUUAUCUCUGAAUCAGUCUGAUUGAUUGUUGUUGUUGGUUUUUGUCCCUCUGGUCUCUGGUGCGCGCUGCUGGACAAUUUUUAUGAUUUUUAAUGUUUUAUAAUCAAGAAAUAAUCUGACAGCAGAUGAAAUUACUUGAUUCUUAUGUUGUGUUUAAAGGCAGCGACUGUUGUUAUGGGCACGUCUGUGUCUGAACUCUUCAUUAUGUCUGAUCAUGAACGUGUCUGCAGCGAAUCAGACUCACACAGCCUGCUUACUGGCUUAUUUUCAUUCACAUAAAGCACAUCAUACCUCUGUAAUGCACUCAUACAACUCACAGCUUUAUUCAAACAGUGUAAUCACAACAUGUUUGUGCCAUUUUUGCAUGUUUGUACUCACAGUUAAAGUGGCCAGUGUUGAGCCACUUCAUUUCUAUAUUGAUCAAAAACAACAAGAAGCCUCAGAUGUUUUUGUACAGACUCGUGCUUCAAACCAAUAAAGGUCUGAGACCGUG
Oreochromis aureus is the source of this 3342-nucleotide messenger RNA. Its product is annotated as interferon alpha/beta receptor 2-like. The record is from RefSeq and is a predicted model, not a curated record. The transcript has 9 exons. Gene Ontology annotation, molecular function: protein binding. NCBI's taxonomy places the organism in Eukaryota, Metazoa, Chordata, Actinopteri, Cichliformes, Cichlidae. The coding region runs from base 369 to 1712 and encodes 447 amino acids.